Messenger RNA from Parnassius apollo (apollo), 738 nucleotides. The record is from the annotation of a GenBank genome assembly. Lineage: Eukaryota; Metazoa; Arthropoda; Insecta; Lepidoptera; Papilionidae.
AUGACUUGGUUUGAUGGAUUCAAAGUAUGUGGGAAAUAUUUGCUUGUUGCUCGUUUAGGUUUCCUACGUAACGAUUUAUGUGGGAAAACUGUUUCCGUAGGAAGCAUGCAGGAUUUCUAUUUAUCUCAUAAGCACUGUUUUACGUUUCAGAAACCACUUCACGAUUCUGAAAUUGAGAUCCAGCUGUCACAGCUACUUUGUUCAUCGGAAGAAGAAAACCUUGAUGAUGAAGCAGUUGACUCUUUUGCUACCAGUAGUUACAAUGUCGAUUUCGACAAGCGUUUGGAUGAGAUUCAAGGUAUUUCUGUCGAAGAAUUACAUUCUUUAUUGGUGGGAGAAUCAGAUUUGUCUCUUAUCCAAGAUGAAACUUUUUUGAAUUCACCAGUUCAACAGAUUUUUAAGCCGAUUCUUCCUCAAGUGGCUUCAACUUCACAAGAUGCAAUCGCUGAAGUCCAUGCAGGCCCUUCUCAUGUGAUUUCGGAUGUUCCUAUGCUACUUGAUCAAAAUCCUGGUGAAACAACCUCACUUGUUUCUGUAGCUGAUGUCCAGGCAGACCACUCUUCCCCAGUACCACUAUUGGCAGAGCCUGAUGAAAGCUCUAAUGCAGAACCAACAUCUUCUUUCUCUAGGGAUAAAUUCAUUCGAUUUCAAAAUAAAUCAAGAGAUUGGUCUUUUGCAACUGAUGAUAUUACUUGGCCUAUUUUCGAGAAGAAAAUGCAGAUAAAAAAAUUACAAUAA